Canariomyces notabilis is the source of this 2242-nucleotide messenger RNA. RefSeq lists its product as uncharacterized. The record is from RefSeq and is a predicted model, not a curated record. Gene Ontology annotation, cellular component: preribosome, large subunit precursor. Gene Ontology annotation, molecular function: nucleic acid binding; zinc ion binding. The transcript has 2 exons. The coding region runs from base 342 to 2048 and encodes 568 amino acids. Gene Ontology annotation, biological process: ribosomal large subunit biogenesis. NCBI's taxonomy places the organism in Eukaryota, Fungi, Ascomycota, Sordariomycetes, Sordariales, Chaetomiaceae.
UUGAAACGCAAACCCCACCAAAACCGCCACUGGAAAUUCUUAUAAUGUUUUGGUUUCAGUGGCCAACCCUAAUAACUCUGGUAUCUCCAGGCCAUUAAUCAGCAGGUUCUUCAUCCUUUCUGCUCUCUGCAUUUAUAUAGCUGGCCCUUACCUUACGCCGCGACUUUCUAACUCCCGUUGUGUGCGGCAUUUGUCUCCGAGGCUGACAAAGGUCACUUGUCGAUAAUUACGGAGUACCUAGCGAAACAAUCAAACCCCGCCUCUCGGCCAGAACACUCUUCCCCUCCAGAUUCCGCUGAAGAAGUUUGUUCGCAAGCCAUCGCGCAACUCGUCUCCCAGCCAUGGCGACCAUUUCCGGCAGUCGUAACAGUCCUGGCAGCAAUGGCUCGAGAAUGGAAACCGGCACUCCUCAUCCAUACACCUGCAACUCGUGCCAAGUCGCCUUCCGCAACAGCGACCUGCAGAGGGGUCACAUGCGCAGCGACUGGCAUCGGUACAAUCUCAAACGUCGUGUUGCCUCGUUGCCUCCCAUUUCAUCCGAGGUAUUCACCGAGAAGGUCCUGCAGGCACGGGCCGAGACGACGGCACAAGCAGACAAGGCCGGUUUCGAGAGGGCUUGCGAUACCUGCCAAAAGACAUACUACAGCGAGAACUCGUUUCGCAAUCAUCUCCUCAGCGCCAAACACAAGGCGAGGGUUGCUGCCCUAGCAUCGCGGCCUAACGCAAAGAUUGAUGAUGAAGCAAGCUCCAUGUCGUUUUCCCUGGGCGAGCCUGCCGCCACAGACUCGGUGCUCGAUUCCGAUGUUGAAGAAGAGUUUAACGAGGUUGUUGAGGGCUUGAAGAACACCGGGCUUCACAAGAGUGUCUCUCCGGUCAAGCGGCCGUCAAAUCCCCACUUGUCUGAUGCGGAACAGUACAAGCCCGAUCACCCCGUUUCACAGACUCCCAGCGAGAAAGACUCGACCCCUGCCGCAGCCACUCCGACAGGCGUGAAGCCCACUGUGCCGGCCCGGUCGCUCAAGACAUGCUUGUUCUGCAACUACGAGUCCCCUACGCCCCCACUUAAUCUGAACCAUAUGGAACGCAUCCACGGCAUGUUUGUCCCCGAGAAGCAGUAUCUGGUGGACCCCGAAGGCUUGCUUCGCCACCUUCAAGAACGCGUUUUCGAUCUGAACGAGUGUCUCACAUGCGGGAAAGUGAAGGCUAAUGCAUAUGCUGUGCAAACACAUAUGCGGGAUAAGGGGCAUUGCCAGAUUCCAUACACUACAGAGGCGGAUCAGCUCGACAUAGGCGAGUUCUACGAUUUCCGUAGCACCUACUCGGAUGGGGAGGAUGAUUGGGAGGACGAGUCGGAGGAUGGUGAGCAGCAAAACGGCGGUGCAAAACUCGGGGCUAAGCGCUCCAGUAAGGUCACUGGUUCAGACGGCGGGGAAGUGGAGGAAGAGGAGGGCUGGGAGACAGACAGUGAAGCCUCAUCUCUCGAUUCUAACGACCUCCAUGCUGUUCCGGCCGAGCAGCAUUACCAUCAAUACGAACGGCUAAGCAAGCAUCCGCACCAUGCACGCGAUACAGCUCGUACCCAUCACCAAGCCGAUGGCUGGCAUGCGCACGGCCACAGGCGGCCCCAUGCUGUCUUUUACGACGAAUACGAGCUUCACCUGCCCUCUGGCAAGUCGGUCGGCCACCGCUCAUUGAACCGGUAUUACCGCCAAAAUCUGUAUAAUCACCCGAGCCCGGCUGAGCGAGCGGAACGUCUCGCCAUUGAGGCCGCGGAACGGGGGGAUGCGAUGGACGUCGACGGUGAUGAGAGCCAGAGCGCCACACCCAGAGGGCGAAGCAGGGACGCUGCCGCUGCCGCCCGCGAGCGCGCUCUGGUUACGAGGGAGAUGCGAGGACUCGGUGUCACGAACCUCUCAGAUAAGACUGUGAGGAAGCUCGUCAUCAAGGGUCGCCAAAGAGAGUGGAAGAAUCAGGAGAAGCGGGGCAUGCUACAGACAAACCUCGCCAUCAAGGAGCGGGCUGCCCAUCCUGCCACCUACCUUCGUUAAGCAUCCACAUGCACUGAUCUCUUGCAUAGCCUCGCCGGCUUGCUGUUCUCGAUACCAAGGGACAUUGGGUUAGAUGGGGUGGUCUUCUCAUGGGAUCUCUGUUUCGACGAAUGAGAUCAAUAUUCUCAACUAUAGAGCAUCGACGGUGUGAGGCUAUUGUGCAUGUGAAAGGGGUAGAUAAAAUUUGAAUGAUG